Neomonachus schauinslandi (Hawaiian monk seal) is the source of this 603-nucleotide messenger RNA. RefSeq names its product E3 ubiquitin-protein ligase RNF13-like. The record is from RefSeq and is a predicted model, not a curated record. The transcript is spliced from 2 exons. The coding region runs from base 1 to 603 and encodes 200 amino acids. NCBI's taxonomy places the organism in Eukaryota, Metazoa, Chordata, Mammalia, Carnivora, Phocidae.
AUGUUGCUCUCCAUAGAGAUGCUCAUUCUGUCGGCCACACAAGUCUAUACCAUCUUGACUGUCCAGCUCUUUGCAUUCUUUUUUUUAACUAUGGUAGGAGCAGGCAUUUUAGCAUAUAAUUUUGAAAAUGCAUCUCAGACAUUUGAUGACCUCCCAGCAAGAUUUGGUUAUAGACUUCCAGCUGAAGGUUUAAAGGGUUUUUUGAUUAACUCGAAGCCAGAGAGUGCCUAUGAACCGCUAAUGCCUCCACCACUGAAAGACAAUUCAUCUGGCACUUUCAUUGUGUUAAUUAGAAGACUUGAUUGUAAUUUUGGUGUAAAGGUUUUAAAUUCACAGAGAACAGGUUACAAAGCAGCCAUAGCUCACAAUGUUGACUCUGAUGACCUCAUUAGCAUCGGAUCCAAUGACAUUGAUGUGCUAAAUAAAAUGGAUAUUCCAUCUGUCAUUAUUGGGGAAUUAUCAGCUAAUUCACUGAAAGAUGAAUUCACAUAUGAAAAAAGGGGCCACAUUAUCUUAGUUCUAGAAUUUAGUCUUCCUCUGGAAUACUACCUAAUCCCCUUCUUUAUCGUAGUGGGCAUCUGUCUCAUCUUGUCAUUUUCAUGA